Molecule: messenger RNA, 3055 nt
Organism: Anopheles darlingi
Lineage: Eukaryota; Metazoa; Arthropoda; Insecta; Diptera; Culicidae
Product: tropomyosin-like
Exons: 2
Coding region: 949-2100 (383 amino acids)
Source: RefSeq, a predicted model, not a curated record
ACGCCGUACCUGCAGCGACGAUCCUGGGUGGAACAACAUCGGCGAGAGGUAGGAUCGACCACGGCGAACGGGAGUCACGGAAAGGACACGAGGAUGACCGACAAGGAUAGGCGAGGACGAAUGUGGAAAAUAGUAUAAAAAUAGUUAGAAUAAGAAUAAACGAAGGGCAGUCUCUUUAUGAAGCUCAGUCAGUUGAGUCGGGCAGUCCCUCUGUGAAGAUCAGUCAGUUGAGUCGGCCAGUCCCUUUGGGAAGCUCAGUCAGUCCAGUUCAGUUAGUUGGCUCAGUUUUGAAACUAGAUUUCCAGUGUCAACUUCGUCAUUUCUUUAAGCAUUAUUGGUGACAGCGGUUCUGCCCCGCCAAAUUUCCGUUACAACGUGGUGACAGCGGUUCUGCCACGCUAAGUUUCUAAUUUCGGGAGCCAAUCCCGUUACAACGUGGUGACAGCGGUGGGAUUUUAUAUGAAUUCCCCAACAUAAAGAAAUUUCCGUUACAACGUGGUGACAGCGGUGGGAUUUUAUAUGAAUUCCCCAACAUAAACAAAUUUCCGUUACAACGUGGUGACAGCGGUGGGAUACCGAUCCCGUGUUGAUAAGUAGUAUUCCGGUGGAAAACGAACUCAACACAACGAAAUUAAUAAGUGAAUGUUAAAUCAAAAGUGAAAUUCAAAAGUGCAAAAUAAGCAGUGAACUACUCAGAAAGACAGCGUAAAACCUAAGAAGAAGAACAGCGAGUGUAAUUCAAAAGAAGAAGAAACCGAGUCUACCGAAAAGCGAACCAACUGAACGACGCAUAGCUGCAAAUAACUACAAGGAAAACACGGCGAUAACAGACUACAAGGAAGGCCUGGUGGUAAAAAAAAAUAUUAGUCAUAAAAGUGAACAGUGACAAAGUGAAUCUAAAAAGAAGCUCAUAAUAACAAAAAAACACAACAACAACAAAAAAGUAAAAUGGCCCAAUACAAACAACGCAGACCUAGUCAAAACUGGAACUGUUUAAAAUGUCAUAACUUAGAAGAACAAAUUGAGGAGUUGAAGAACGACUUGCAAACGUUAAGAGAAUUAAAAUCUGAACUGUUUAGGUUAGGCAUCAUAGCCACUUCCAACUUAGAAAAAGAAAAACAAAAAUUAAUUGAAGAAAACAAGCAUUCUCAGGCAAAAUUGAUAGCGACCCAAAACAAGCUUAAAGAAACAGAAGAAGCAAAUAUGGUAACAUCCAAUGACUGUACAAAACUAAAAGAAGAGCUGAGAAUGAAAAAUGAGCAACUUAAAACCCUCGAGAAUUGUUUAAGCUCAGCCAAUAGGCAAAAGAAUGAAUAUGCAAACAAAAUUGAAGGUUUAGAACAGAGUUCAAAAAUUGAUCAGGUAUCACUGUUACAGUUGCGAGAGGAGAAUGAUAAACUUAAAUUAAAAAUCCUUCGAUGGACUGAAGAAAACAAGCAUUCUCAGACAGAAUUGAUAGCGACCCAAAACAAGCUUAAAGAAACAAAAGAGGCAAAUAUGGUAACAUCCAAUGACUGUACAACAUUAAAGGAACAGCUGAGAAAGAAAAAUGAGCAACUAGUUAAAUCACAAUCCACAAUAUUACGGUUACAGUGUGAAAAAAAUAACUUGACCGAGGGACUCCAGCAAGCAUUCAAAGAAUGGGAAGGCAAAGAGAAAUCUAAUCGGUUAUCAAAAGAGAGCCAAUGCUUAGAUGAGAAAUGUAUUAGGGAAACACAGAAAAGGGCUACUGAAACCAAUCCCAGCAGAAUCUGUAAGGAAAAUAAAACACUCGUAAAUACAUUGUUACAAUGCGAAAAAAAUAGCUUGAACAAGGAACUCCAGCAAGCAUUGAAAGUGUGGGAAGGUAAAGAAAAAUCUAAUCAGUUAUCAAAAGAGAGCCAAAGCCAAUAUGAGAAAUGUAUAAGGGGAGUACAGAGUAGGAUCACUGAAACCAAUCGCAGCAGAGUCUGUAAGGAAACUAAAACACUCGUAAACAAAGACCUAAGAAAUUUUGAUAAACGUAAUAUGGAAAACAAACUGGUUUUUGACGGUAAUAAAUUAGGCGAGGAUCUUCCGAGGAUCGAAGAAAUUUUCCGAGCUAGAGAUGUGGUAAUAUGAUCACAAAGAUUCCCCUGUAUAACAAGCAAUAAGACGACGAUUUGAAAAUUGGACCAAGCAUAUCGAAAAAAAUUAAAUUUGAGGAAAAAUAGAUAAAUUGGAAGACAAGAAAAGUUAAGCAGUUAAACAUAUAACGUCAGGAAAGAAUAGCAUGGGAAAUUAAUAAUGACAAAAAGAAAGGAAAACAAACGUGUAUCGAAUAUUGAGAAAUGUUCAGGAAAAUUUCAGAGUUGAGGUUGUUCAGUAAAAAUCUGACCACGACGUUCACGAUGAACGAAGACACACAGUGGAAGACCGACAAACUAUAAGAGGAAAGUAAGAAAGGAAAACAAAUGUGUAUCGAACAUUAAGAGAUGUUUAGGAAAAAUUGCCUAGUUGAGGUUGUACAGUAUAAAUCUGACCACGACGUUCACGAUGAACGAAGACACACAGUGGAAGACCGUCAAACUAUAACAAGAAAGUAAGAAAGGAAAACAAAAACAACUUUGCGAAAGGAAGCAAUUAACGAAAAAAACCUAAUGCGAGGGCAGAAGAUAUAAUAGGGAAAAAAGGAAUAGAAAAAUACAAAUGAACUGAGAAUUUUCGAGCCAACGGGCCAAAGGGUCAACAGGGAAAAUUUAAGCAACGAGCAGAGCAUCUACAAGCGGAGAAACGAAGCGAGCCGGCGACAAUACGCAACGCCACAACACCUAGCAGCUUGAUGCUAUUUCCGUCAAGCCGGGCCUCAAGCUCCACUAAGGGAGGGGGAGAUGUAACGGCCCUAAAAACGAUAUCAACGGGAAGCCCCACCAGCCGUUACCGAGAGCCAUCUACGCACGAGACAAUAUUCGACGAUCGGGUGCAUCAUAAACGUCGGGGUUUUACCCGAACUCAACGGACGUUCAUCACCAUCAGCGACGCCGUACCUACAGCGACGAUCCUGGAUGGAACAAUAUCAUCGAUCCUGCGUAUCCUA